Molecule: messenger RNA, 1719 nt
Organism: Ichthyophthirius multifiliis
Lineage: Eukaryota; Ciliophora; Oligohymenophorea; Hymenostomatida
Product: pentatricopeptide repeat domain protein
Exons: 4
Molecular function (GO): protein binding
Source: RefSeq, a predicted model, not a curated record
AUGAAAAACAUUAAAAAUUUUGGAAAAUAUUUUGUUUCUUCUAAUAAUUAUAAAGCUAAAGAUAAACAUAUUCAAUAUGUUAAAAAAGCUUAAUUUCCCAAAGUUGAUAAGAUUAAUAUUGUAGCUAAAUAAUUAAUCAAAGAAUAAUAUGAUGGUUCUUAUAUGAAAUAAUCAAUGGAAGAUACCAUAAAAUCAACAAAUCCUUUAAAUAUUUAUAAAAAAAUGGAUACAUCUAUUGAAGGAUUUUUUCAAAAAAGAUCAUAUACUAUAAAGAAUUUUAAUUUUUUACUUUAAAUAUAAUCAGAAAAAAGAGAUAUUGAAGGAGCUGAAAAAACAUUCGAAUUAAUGAAAGCUAUGGAUAUUAAAGCUGACCCUUAUACAUAUAAUAAUAUGAUAAAAGUAUAUUCAAAAAGCUUAAAAUUAGAAAAAGCAGAAUAUUAUUUUGAUAAAGCUUUAUAAUGUAUAUUUCUAAAAAAAAAAAAUAUUAUUUAUUAUAUAUAAGAAUUUGGUGCAAAUUUACAUUUAUAUACAUCUUUAUUAUUGGGCUAUGCUAGAAAAGGAGAUGCCAAAGAAGCUGAAAGAAUAAUAAGAGAAAUGAAAGAAAAAGGGCUUUAAUUAGAUAGUGCAGCUUAUACAACAUUAAUUAAUGGUUUCUACAAAUCAUAGAAUUUAACUAAAUGUUGGGAAACAUAUAAUGAUUUAUAAAAAAAUAAUAAAUAGCUAUUAGAUAUCCCUAUAAUAUCAUUUAUGAUAGAAAUAGCAGCACAUGUAAACAAUUUAAUAUAUAUAUUUUUUUAUAAAAAAAAGACAAAAGAUGCUGAAAAAGGAAAAAUGUUAUGGAAUAAAUUAGAAUAAUUUCCUAAUUUUUACCCUACAACCAUUCAUUACAAUAAUAUAAUAAAAUGUUUAGGAAGUAGAAAAGAUUAUGCUGAUGAAGCUAUUGAAUUUUGGGAAAAAAUGAAAAUUACAGGCAUAAAUCCUGAUUAAGAUACUUUUGUACAUCUUUUUAAAGCCUGUGAUAAUGCCGGUGAUGUAAAAACAGCAUACGAUGCUAUAUAGAUAAUGAAAAAUAACAAUAUAUAAUUAAAUCAAUAUAUCCUUAAUAGUUCUCUUAAAGUAUACUCUGGGGCUAUAAAGACAGAUUUAAUGACUUCUGAAUUAAUCGAUAUAUACUUGAACGAUUCUUGGAAAAUAUUUGAGAAGGCAAAAGAACUUAAUAUGGUAAAUGUAUAUAUAAUUAAUUCCCUUUUAUAUGUACAUGUAGCAGCAAUAAAAGAUGAUAAAAUUGAUGGGCUUGUUUUACCUUUAUAUGAUUAAUAUGGUAUUAAGAAAAAUGAAAAAACUUAUGAAUUGCUGAUGGAACUGUAUUUUUAGAAAAAAGAUUUGAAGUAAAUUUAUAGACUACAUGGAUGGAUGAAGGCUGAAGGACUUAAAGAGAAUUGGUAAAUUUUAAAUUAUGUGAUGGAUGCAGCAUAUAGGAGUUCGGAUGUGUAAGUUAUGGGAGAAAUGCUUGAUAAAUUUUAGGAAAUUAAAAAAGAACCAAGGUAGGUUUUUUUAAAAAAACUUGGUUAGGCUAAGUAUUUGCCGGAUGAACUUUAUAUCAAAUUAAAGAAAUUUAAAACUUAAUUUGGAUUUGUUUAAAAUAAGAACUACAAAAAAGUUGACCUUUUUAAAAAAUUAAGGGGAAAAAUACUAUAAACUUCUAAAAAAACGCCUUGA